Guillardia theta CCMP2712 is the source of this 759-nucleotide messenger RNA. RefSeq lists its product as hypothetical. The transcript has 5 exons. The record is from RefSeq and is a predicted model, not a curated record. The coding region runs from base 340 to 759 and encodes 139 amino acids. NCBI's taxonomy places the organism in Eukaryota, Cryptophyceae, Pyrenomonadales, Geminigeraceae.
AACUCUUUGUGAUGAAUUUAUUGAUACAUUCGAAUAGCCUAGUCCUUAAUAAAAUUACAACAUAUCACAUGGUUUGCGUGCCAACCCCACUACUCUAAUCACACAGAAUUUCGACGUACGAUGUCUGCCUGGAUUUCCGAACCAAUGACUCGAUUAUAGAGUGCUCUGCAAGAAUGAUUUUCUUGAGAAAAGUGAGUCUUAUUCAAGAGUCUUACACUCAGCUUUUGAUACUUCUCAGGUGGACCGAGCUCACACGAAAUAUCUUGGGUUGACUGUGGAUAAAAUGUAACAGGGCCGCAAACUGCGCAUGGCCCUGACACUCCGUCGUACGCACUCCGGAUGGAAUCGGUAUUUACAACAAAGGAUGGCGCGAUCGUAUGGCAUGGAGUGGCCUCUGAUCCAGUCUGUUUUGCAUUUGCUCGCAAGUCUUCGAACAUCUUUCCAUUGGAAUUGCAGAUUGGCACGGAGACAAAAACUUCGCGCAACGGGGAAGAGACGAUAGACAUGUUCCAAGAGACUGAAGACGGAGAGGAGGAAGCGAACUGCGAGCAGGAGGGCUGCGCCUUGCGAGCUGAAGGGGAACAAUCUAGUGCGCACGGGAGCGGUGCUGAGCUCCGAAAUGGCACGGGAGCUGAUCUCGGGGUCUCCGACCCCCAAAAUUCACCGUCACUUCCGGGUUUGGUACUGGAACGCAAAGAGUCGCUCGGAGCCUCACAAAGCAGACCAAACGGUACCGAGUGCAUCUCCGAGUUCAGAUAG